Molecule: messenger RNA, 2700 nt
Organism: Diprion similis
Lineage: Eukaryota; Metazoa; Arthropoda; Insecta; Hymenoptera; Diprionidae
Gene: ZC3H3
Product: zinc finger CCCH domain-containing protein 3
Exons: 7
Coding region: 203-2251 (682 amino acids)
Cellular component (GO): nucleus
Molecular function (GO): metal ion binding
Source: RefSeq, a predicted model, not a curated record
CAUAUUGAGCGCAACGUUCCACUGUUUCCAGUCGACGAGUUCGGGUAUCCUGUCACUUUUCGUUACGUGUGCUGAGGAAAAGUUGUAACUGCGUCUUUGUGUGUGAAUUGUUGUUACAAACUGAACCAAAUAUCGUUACUUUUACUUCGUGUUUACAUUAAUAUUCACUAGGGAAUAAAUUUGGUACUUAAAAAAUUGUUUUAUGACACUUGGGGUCAGCAUGGAAGGGAAUCUUCUCAAUGAAAUUUCGUACCUAACUCGGUUGAUAGAGCAACAUAAAAAAAUCGGAAUCCAUGAUACUUCACUUGCCAAGCAAGAGGAUAAAAAGUUGUCCUAUCAAUCUCACUCUGCGUGUGCAAUGGAAAGACAUAACGGUAGCAAAUACAGUUACAUCAAGCAGUCGUUGCCGUCAGGAAUAGUUCACGUGAAUCCCAACUUCAAACCGAAAUUACCUAGGAUUCACGUCAACCCUAGAAUGGGAGCAAAGCCGUCGGUUCACCUUAAUCCAAACAUGAUGAAAAACUUUGCUGUUCAAAAUUUGGAUAAAAAGUCCUGUGGCCGUGUGGUUGUUGGACAAAAUUCAGUUUAUCAAACCAAAGUGAAAUCUUCUGUUCACAUCAAUCCAAGACUAAUGAAAGAACUCUCAUCUGUUAAAGAGAAACCAGAAAGUUUAGCAAAUCGGCUACAGAAAUGCGAUGCAGAUUUAAAGACGGCUGAAGCCGAUAAUAAUUUAGUAGAUCAAUCAAAAACAACACCUGUUAAAAUUAAUCCCACGUUAAAUCUGGGAGUAAAGAGAUUGAGCAAUUCUAAUUUGGUAUCACUGUCCCGAAGAAAACUUGUGAGGGUAAGAAGAUGUAGUAAAUCAGGACCUGCGAUUUCACCCCUAAACCCAGGGAAAGCCAGAAGAUUGACUAACUCUAAUUUGAGGAAAACUAUGGUCGCCACUAAAUACAAACUAGUUAUCGAACGUGUGGAUAUAUCUGGUACUUCAAGUGCAGUUCCACGAAGUCUGAAGAGUCGUCAAACUGGGCUGAAUAAAUACAAGAUUGAUCGAACCCAUCUUCAAAAAGUUAAGAAGAGAUUGUCCAUUGGCAAAAGUAGCGUCAAUCUUGCAAAUAAAAAGGCAUCGGGUUCUACGACUGGUUUAGUGCGGAUUGGUGGAAUAUUAUACAAAUCUUCAAGAAACCAACUGGUCCGCAGCCGAAACGAACCACAACCAUCAAAGAGAAAACGUUGUAUAAUAAACGUUAAAGGUGAUCGAUUUGUGAUGGCUAGCAAUGGUAAGAAACUUCGUAGGUUGUGCACAUCUGGGAAUAACUCUGGAAAUUUAAAGCGUCCCAAUCCAGUGUCCCGAGUCGAUAUUGGCGGGAUGACUUUUGUAGAAAGAGCACCCAAUGUUUUAGUGAGGGCACACACGAAACGCAGUAUUAGUACCAAGGUCAAGCAGCGGAGUAUACAAAUCUUGAGAAAUAAGAUGCGUAAGAAUAAUCAGCCCUGUUUGAUAUUCCAAAAGUUUGGGUAUUGUGCCGGUCAGGUGAAGAGUACCUGCCCUAGACUGCACGACAAGAAACAAGUUGCACUUUGUAGAAAUUUUCUACAGGGGAAAUGCUUGCUAGAUAACUGCCCGAUGUCGCACGCUGUCUGCCCUGAAAAGAUGCCCACCUGCAAAUAUUUUCUGGAGGGUUGCUGCAAUCGUGAUCAAUGCCCUUAUCUUCAUGUCAAGGUUUCACCCAACACCCCAAUAUGCACACAGUUUCUACAAGGAUACUGCGCCGAAGCCAAUAAGUGUAAACUGCGCCACGUGUACGUAUGUCCGGAGUUCGAGAGGUCGGAAAACUGUGCGAAAGGUAAGUAUUGUCCUUACCCUCACAAGUCCGGUUCAGCUGAACGUAAACAAUCGAAUAAGUCUUUCCAAAGAAAAGUAGUUGCCAGAAAAAAAACAACCAAAUCUGAAUCAACUGUCGAAGCUUCUUCGUGUGCUGAAGAUAGAAAACGAUAUUAUGAUGAAGCAAGUAGCUCCAAAGGGGAUAUAGAACAAAAGAGAAAAAAAAUUCUUGAUAGUGUUAAACUUAUGAAGAGAGUAAAAAUGGCUGAAAUGCUAGGCAAUAAUGAAGGAAUACACAAAGGUAAUGAUAGUAACGAAGCAACUGUCACUGAAACUAAUGAGAACAACGAUGAUUGUAUCGAAGAAGAUAGUUGUCCUAAGAGAACUCCCCUUGGUUCGCUACCUGCUUAUAUCCCGAUUGAUUAGUUAAUUGCUCAUUUUUGUUUACCAAUGUUUACCUCUGAUGAUACUGUCUGGGGAAAAAUUUUGAUCAAAUCACUUGCCAAAAUUUUGUACGAGUUGAUGAUGAUCGCAUUAAUUAUGAAGAAUUGUGUAUUAAAAUCAAUUUUCAAUGACCUGCGGAUUUUUUCCGAAUAAUAGUUUAAUUAUUGUCCAGUGCGUUGACCAACAUUUUUCUUUGUAAAUUACAUGAUGAAUUUAAUAGUCACAUGAAAUUUUAUUGAUACUCUGUUAUAAUUCAUAGCUUUUCCCAGAGAGUAACCGCUCAAUCUGUGAUAUUUGAAAAUUGAAUAUAACGAAUGUAAUAGCCGGAAUAGCCUAUACGUUCAAAAUAAAGUACUGAUUGUUGCAAAACAAUAUAUUUUCUAAUUUGUAAUCUAUGUAUAAAUAAGUACACAAUAAAGAUAUUUGGCAAU